CUGACUCCGAAGAGAAAACUAUGGCAGAAGAAGAAGCUCCAACUCCCGCCGCCGCUCCGGCGAAGUCCCCGGCGAAGGCCGCCAAGAAGAAGGCGACACCCAAACCGAAGAAGGCCGGACCGAGCCUCCGUGACCUCAUCGUCGAGGCCGUGUCCGCGUCCAAGGAGCGCAGCGGCGUGUCUCUGGCCGCCCUGAAGAAGGCUCUGGUCGCCGGAGGCUACGAUGUGGAGAAGAACAAGACCCGCGUCAAGGUCGCCAUCAAGGCGCUCGUGGCCAAGGAGACCCUGGUCCAGACCAAGGGAACCGGGGCGUCCGGCUCCUUCAAGAUGAACAAGAAGGUCGAGCCCAAGGCCAAGAAGCCGGUGAAGAAGGCCGCUCCCAAAGCGAAGAAGCCCGCAGCCGCCAAGAAGCCCAAGGCCGCGGCCAAGAAGCCGGCAGCCGCCAAGAAGUCCCCGAAGAAGGCGAAGAAACCCGCCGCGGCCAAGAAGAGCCCCAAGAAGGUGGCCAAGAGCCCCAAGAAGGCCGCGAAGAGCCCGAAGAAGAGCCCGAAGAAGGCCGCGAAGAAGGCCGCACCUGCCGCCAAGAAAGUCCCCGCGAAGAAGGCGGCGGCGGCCAAACCCAAAGCGAAGAAGACCGCAGCGAAGAAGAAGUGAGCGGCGACCGGUCCGAUAACAACGGCUCUUUUCAGAGCCACACACCUUCUCUGAGACAAACAUAUUCAUACAUUCAAUAUUUUGUUUUAUGGAAUAUUCUUAUUGUUUUAUAUAAUAUGACGCCGUUAUCUUAAAACCUUUAUUCAUAUAAUAAGAUGCGUAGAUUUAUAUGAUGGAGGAAGAAACAAACUGAUUCAAAUUCUAACGAAGUAAUUUCUCUAUUCAAUAUAUAGUCACAAUCUGACAAAUGUUACCAGUAAUCAUCACACUUCAAACCUC
Messenger RNA from Scophthalmus maximus (turbot), 932 nucleotides. RefSeq names its product histone H1-like. Gene Ontology annotation, biological process: nucleosome assembly. NCBI's taxonomy places the organism in Eukaryota, Metazoa, Chordata, Actinopteri, Pleuronectiformes, Scophthalmidae. Gene Ontology annotation, molecular function: structural constituent of chromatin; DNA binding. The record is from RefSeq and is a predicted model, not a curated record. Gene Ontology annotation, cellular component: nucleosome. The transcript has a single exon. Bases 21 to 653 code for a protein of 210 amino acids.